This is a messenger RNA of Anolis sagrei ordinatus, 1386 nucleotides long. It is a transcript of the gene MBLAC1, whose product is annotated as metallo-beta-lactamase domain containing 1. The record is from RefSeq and is a predicted model, not a curated record. NCBI's taxonomy places the organism in Eukaryota, Metazoa, Chordata, Lepidosauria, Squamata, Anolidae.
GCCUGCCCAAAAGAACUGGUCGCUCCUGAGGCUUGGCUCUAGUUGAUCGUGGCAACCGAGAGGAGGAGAGAUUCCUAGAGCGGGCGCUCCCUCAGCCUCAAGACCCGCCAAUGGUUCCCCCCUCCCAUUACGCAGGCGCGGCGCCACCGAGAUGCACACGGAGUCCUAGAGCGGGGCGCUCUCUCCCCAGGCCCCGCCCAUGCUCUUCCGGCUCCACUGCGCCUGCCCAAAAGGGCUGGUCGCUCCUGAAGCUUGACACGAGUCAAAGGAAGGGAACAUCCGGCCACGACCCGGGUCAGAAGGGCUCCCCACGGGCCCGCCUGCCCGCCCGCCCGCCCUCCCGGUGUCUUCGGCUCCAGCUCCCACCAUUCCUCACGGCCGGAAGAAGCCCCUCCGCUCCCGAGGAGGAUAAUGUCGUCGUCGUCGUCAUCGGCCGUCCCUUUGGUGAUGCGGGGCUCCCCGUACUCGGUGGUGGUGCUGCAGGAGGGCUUCUCGGAGGCCUUGCCGGACGGCGGGAUGCGGGCGGAGGGGACGGUGGGGCUGGUGCUGGGCCCGCAGCCGACCCUGGUGGACACGGGGGGGCCCUGGGGCCGGGAGCGGCUGCUGGCGAACCUAGCCGCGCAGGGGGUCUCCCCGGGGGAGGUGCGGCACCUGGUCUGCACCCACGGCCACUCCGACCACGCCGGGAACCUCAACCUCUUCCCCUCGGCGCAGCUGGUGAUGGGGACGGACGUCUCCCUCCCGGGGGGCCGCUACCUGCCCACGGGGCUGCGCCAGGGCCAGCCCUACGUCCUGCACGAGGGGCACCUGGAGGUGCUGCCCACCCCGGGACACACCGCCGCCGACGUCAGCCUCCUGGUGCGCGGCACGGAGUUGGGGGACGUCCUGCUGGCCGGGGACCUCUUCGAGCGGGAGGGGGACGAGGGCGUCUGGGAAGAACUCAGCGAAGACCCCCCCAGGCAGGCACAGAGCCGGGCACGGGCCUUAGAGCUGGCCGACGUCAUCGUGCCCGGGCACGGGGGCCCCUUCCGGGUCGACAGGAGGAAGAGGAGCCAGCAGUGACCUUCCCUGACCUUUCUCCUCUUGGGUCUUGCUGCCCUUCCGGGUCAGCAGGUGGGGAGGCCAUAGAAGGCAAGCAGCAGGAGUGACCAUCAGUGGCCCACCUUGGGGUCUCCAUGAAGAGAACGAUGCUCCAGCCAGCAGUGACCUUCAGUGACCUGCCUCCAGUUGGGUCUUGCUGCCCUUACGGGUCAACAGGUGGGUCAGCAGGUGUGGGGGGGCUAGAAGGCGAGCAGCAGGAGUGACCAGCAGUGGCCCAAUUUGGGGUCUCCAUGACUUGGGGUCUCCAGCAGUGACCUUCCAUGACUCACAUCCAAUUGGGUCUUG